Messenger RNA from Penicillium mononematosum, 1050 nucleotides. RefSeq lists its product as uncharacterized. Lineage: Eukaryota; Fungi; Ascomycota; Eurotiomycetes; Eurotiales; Aspergillaceae. The transcript has a single exon. Bases 1 to 1050 code for a protein of 349 amino acids. The record is from RefSeq and is a predicted model, not a curated record.
AUGCCUUUCUAUAACACCUACCCGGGCUUCCUUUAUCGGCAGUUCCUGGUCUGCCCUUCUAAGGCCCCGUCCACCACUUCCCUUCGCGGGAAGGCGGGUAUCGUGACGGGCUCCAACACUGGACUGGGUUAUCAAGCCUCAGCCCAGUUUCUCGGGCUCGGACUAUCCCAUCUGAUUUUGGCCGUCCGCAGCAUCUCUAAGGGCGAAGCUGCCCGAGAAUCCCUUCUCGCUUCACUCUCCGCUUCGAGCAAACCCUCCAUGGUCGAGGUCUGGGAAUUGGACAUGGGCAGCUACCCCAGUAUUAUCGAGUUUGUCGACCGCCUUAAGCGCUCCGAGAUCCUGAUUGACUUUGCUCUUCUCAACGCCGGUGUUGCCAACUUCAACUUCACCGUCAACCAACUCACCUCCCACGAGUCAAGUAUCCAAAUCAAUUGGCUAAGCACAGCUCUCCUAACUCUGCUAUUGCUGCCUGAACUCGACCGUCAAGCUGCCAAUAACCUCAAUCGCACUCGCCCGGUGAUUUCCAUCGUCGGAAGUGAAACAGCCGCCUGGGCCAAGUUUCCCGAAGCCCAGGUGGCUACCAAGCAGGGAUUCCCACUCAUCGACGUAUUGGACGACAAGAGUCACUUCGACAUGGGCGAUCGGUACUAUACUUCCAAGCUGCUCUAUCAGCUCUUCUUCCUCGAGUUGCUCGGCAGACGGUCCAGUGCCAAGCGCGCCACGGGCACCAUUCUCAACUUGGUCAACCCCGGUUUUUGCUAUGGCUCUGAGUUGCAUCGCACAGCUGAGGGUGCCUUUGGUAAGGUACUUGGUGGCAUGAAGAGAGCCAUUGGUCGCUCUGUCUCUAUGGGUGCGCGUACACUGGUUCACUCAUCGGUGCUGGCCGGUGAACCUUCCAAUGGCAAGUACCUGAGUGACAACAAGCCGGCUCCAUUUGCAGGAUAUGGAGACAGUGAUUCUGGUAGAAUAAUACAGACUCAGAUGUGGCAGGAGACAUUGUCCGAGUUGGGCCCGGUGGUGGAUAUUGACAAGCUGCUGUCGGAGAUUUAA